Molecule: messenger RNA, 1284 nt
Organism: Aureobasidium uvarum
Lineage: Eukaryota; Fungi; Ascomycota; Dothideomycetes; Dothideales; Saccotheciaceae
Source: the annotation of a GenBank genome assembly
AUCAUGAUGGAUUCCACACUCACAUCUUCAUCUCGAUCGACGGUCCAAGGCAUCGCAGGCGCUGCCAUCGGACUGUCAAGUAUCCUCGUCAUCGUUCACAUCGUCUCAAGACGCGUUGCAAGAGCUUCGAUCUGGUGGGACGAUGGUUCUUUAUGGUUGGGUGGUUGCAUGACUCUGGUGAUGAACGCUCUCUUCAUUCAUGGAGCACAACUAGGCCUUGGUUCAUAUGAGGAGCAAGUAUCGUCAUCACAAAUCGAAGGCAUCUUCAAGGUCAGUCCAUGCAGCAGCAUGAGUCNNAUCCUCUUUACCAACAACUUGAUCCACCUGUGGGCAUUGGCCUCUAUCAAGGCUUCAUUACUCCUCUUUUUCAACCGCAUGUUUGCCAGCUCCAACAACACUCUUCGCUGGACCGUCUACUUCUCUCUCUGCCUCAUCUUUGUAUGGGUUAUCACAUUCACUGCUGUCUCAACCUUUCAAUGUACACCAGUCUCCUUCUUCUGGGACAGUGGUGUAGUCGGAAGGUGUAUUACUUCUGACUGGACCUCAAGAACAGCUAUUGCCAUCUGUGACACCGUCUUCAACCUGGCUAUCGACUUCCUCUGCUUGAUGGCACCUUUUCAGGUACUUCGCAAGAUGCAGUUGGCCACCGGCAAGAAGGCAGGUCUUGCUAUUGUCUACCUCCUUGGUGGCUGCAAGAUUGUCAUCACUGUCAUUCGCGUUCUCUACCAGAUUGACACUCCUUACCUGGCGUCGUCUGACUCUCUCUACUCAUCUUUCGCCCCCACCAUCUUCAUCAUCAUCGAGACCAACCUUGCAAUCGCCUGUGCUUGCUUACCUUCCUUCUCUGUCAUCAACGACCGCACCAUCUUUGUCAUGACUAAGCUCGGCUCUCGUUCCAACACUCCUGAGAUCCUCGAGCCUCCCAACUCCCCUUACUGCCGACCCAGCUACCAACAACAACAAUUCUCCGACACUUCUCUGUUCCUGACAGAAUUCAAGCGUCAGCCAGCAGCCGAGUUUCCCAUUCUCACCACCAUCACCAGCAAUGUUUCAGAAGAGCCAGCUCGUCUGCCCAGCCUUGAGUUGGGUAGCUUUGCUCAGUCUUCCGUCUUUGACAUUCUCAAGCCUGCGGGCGCCAUCGUCAAGACCUUGGACGUCGAACAGACCAUUGAGGAGUAUGACUCGGUCAGAAAUCUGAAUGUCGAACAGACGAUCGAGGAGUACGAUUACAUUAUGAGACAAGCAUCUUUCUCUAUUGUUCCUGCGAACUUCUCUAUUGUCUGA